AUGGGCAAAAUGCUACUUUUCUAUACAAUACAUGCGCAUUGUAUGCCGCAUGCAUGCAUAAAAGGGGAAACGUACCCGAUCCAUACUGUGAGGGAUUAUAUUUGUAUCAUUGGUGGGUAAGUGACCUUUCGUUGUGGAAUCGCAGUUAA
This is a messenger RNA of Racocetra persica, 149 nucleotides long. The record is from the annotation of a GenBank genome assembly. NCBI's taxonomy places the organism in Eukaryota, Fungi, Glomeromycota, Glomeromycetes, Diversisporales, Gigasporaceae.